AUGGGCCUCCUAACGAUCAUCCGUAAAAACCGCCAGAAAGAGAAGGAAAUGCGCAUUCUCUUCCUCGGCCUCGAUAACGCAGGAAAGACAACGAUCCUCAAGAAGCUGAAUGGCGAGGAUAUCAUGGGCAUCAGUCCAACACUAGGCUUCAACAUCAAGACCUUCGUGCAUGGCAAUGCUUUGAACAUAGGGGAUGUCGGUGGCCAACGCACCCUCCGCCCAUACUGGCGUAACUACUUCGAGCAGACCGACGCACUCGUGUGGGUCGUCGACUCCGGCGAUCGCAUGCGCAUGCAGGACUGCAAGCAAGAGCUGCACAGUCUCCUGCUCGAAGACCGACUGGCCGGCGCAUCGCUCCUGAUCUUCGCCAACAAGCAAGACAUCCAGGGAUCGAUGUCCAGUAACGAGAUCCGUGAAGCAUUGGAUCUCGACUCCAUCAAGUCGCACCACUGGCGGAUACUCGCUUGCAGCGCCAUCACUGGGGAGAACCUCGUCGCGGGCCUCGAUUGGGUCGUCGACGACGUGGCGAAUCGACUAUACUACUCGACCACAUCGUCUGCAUCGGGGCGCUGGCAAUCUGAAGCGGGGGCGCAUGGCACUGCCGUCACUGUAGCAUAA
Messenger RNA from Trametes versicolor FP-101664 SS1, 618 nucleotides. Its product is annotated as GTP-binding protein. The record is from RefSeq and is a predicted model, not a curated record. Gene Ontology annotation, molecular function: GTP binding; GTPase activity. Lineage: Eukaryota; Fungi; Basidiomycota; Agaricomycetes; Polyporales; Polyporaceae. Gene Ontology annotation, cellular component: cytoplasm; microtubule cytoskeleton. Bases 1 to 618 code for a protein of 205 amino acids. Gene Ontology annotation, biological process: protein folding. The transcript has 5 exons.